This is a messenger RNA of Trypanosoma cruzi, 1203 nucleotides long. Its product is annotated as DNA repair protein, putative. Gene Ontology annotation, molecular function: ATP binding; ATP-dependent DNA damage sensor activity; double-stranded DNA binding. NCBI's taxonomy places the organism in Eukaryota, Euglenozoa, Kinetoplastea, Trypanosomatida, Trypanosomatidae. Bases 1 to 1203 code for a protein of 400 amino acids. The transcript has a single exon. The record is from RefSeq and is a predicted model, not a curated record. Gene Ontology annotation, biological process: DNA strand invasion; mitotic recombination; DNA repair.
AUGCAAUUUAAUGAUGCGGCUACAACAAAGAAGAGGGAUCAAGAUGAUGUCACAAUGCCUGGAAGUUCUGUUGAGUCGCUGACGCUGGAGGAAAUUCCCGUGGAACAGGCGGAACGUCUUCGUCUCCUGCUGCGGCAGCAGGGGAUGAUGGAGACCGGCCUGAACACACACUCACUCCUUCAGAGGGUGCUGCUUCGGCCAGAGUGCGUGUUGGCCCAACAGAUGAACGCGUCUUUGGAUGACGUUUACGUACUCUACAGUCACGUCAGUGCUGCUCUUUUGCGCCGGAACAAUUCUUUUUUAUCCCCAACGCCAGUGGCUGCUGUCCUUUCUAGUCACCAUCGCCAUUUUAUCUCCACUGGACAGGAGUGCUUGGAUGGUGCCCUGAGGGGUGGUUUGGGCUGCGGAUUGAUCACGGAGAUCACAGGGGCCACCGGCGCCGGAAAGACGGCAUUCGCACUUAACCUUGCGAUGCGUGCCGCAAGUUAUCCCAAGAAGGAUGACAGGAAGUCCUGCACGCUGUGGAUUACCACAGAUGUUUCGGCGUUCCCAGCAACGGUGGCGGCGGCGGUUUUGAAGCGGCAUUUUGAAGCGCGCAGCUGCAGUGAUCAAGAGGACGGAGAAGAUCUUGAGGAUGUGCUUCGUAAUGUGGCGGUGACGGUUCAUCCUACGCUUGCGCAGCUGCGGCAGUACUUCCCAGUGUUGCGAAGCCACUUGGCAAAUCGGACAGAUGUGAGGUUUGUUGUGGUAGACAACUUCUCCGUACUGGUACGGCGCAGCUUUCCAGGAGUGGACGAAGAAUUGACGGAGCGGCACGAGGCCGUGGCAGAAUUCAUGAGCAUCCUGAAGAGCAUCGCACAGGAGUUCUGUGUGGCAAUUGUGAUCACAACGGUCUCGGGAGAGGAACUCGGCCACUCGUUUCUCCACGCCGUGAACACUCGUCUUCGUCUAACACAGUGCCUGCUGGAUUGCCGGGGUGCAUUUGCAUUUCAGGAAGAGAGCCAGGUACGGGUGACACAUGUACUGGAAUUGGUGAAAAGUUCUGCAGCUGCGGCUUGGCGUUUUGAGUGUGAAUUUGAAGGGAUGUCUUUGAAGCGAGCACGACCGCUUGGCGAUAAUGAAGUGGUACUAGUGGAAGAUGCCAAACUUUUUGGCGCGGACCCCUUUGGCCACGUGACCCUUCCAACAUUUGCCUUUUGUUGA